This is a messenger RNA of Pecten maximus, 2934 nucleotides long. RefSeq names its product cell adhesion molecule 2-like. Bases 96 to 1085 code for a protein of 329 amino acids. NCBI's taxonomy places the organism in Eukaryota, Metazoa, Mollusca, Bivalvia, Pectinida, Pectinidae. The transcript is spliced from 6 exons. The record is from RefSeq and is a predicted model, not a curated record.
CAUAUGUCUGUACAUUUUACACAGAAAGAUAACCGAGUUUGUCCAUCUGAGGAACAGCUAAUAGUAUUUACAACUUGUAGUGAUCUUUAUACGGGAUGUUUAUCCUGGUUUUCAUGUUAUCCUCAGUUGAUGCUGUAACCCUGACCGGGUCGUCUGAGUACGCUGUCCCUGGGACUGAGUUUACACUGACGUGUAAUGUACCGGAGGAGGCCAACUUUGUUCAGUUUUACCGCCGUCCUGACGUCACUACUACAGUAGGUAGUAUACAAGUAGCUGGUGACCAAUGUUACAACACCAAAGCCAGCCCACCCGUCCCCUGUACACCGGAUGUCUGUUCCUGUGUAACGUCUGGUGGCCUUGGUACAGUGUUCCGGUGGAUCAUACAGCCACAGACGGGAGACCAUGGAUCUGUGUGGUACUGUACACGUACCAACCUUAACCUACCUAAUCAAAGACUGGACAGUGCUAACUACACGCUUAUGGUGGCAGAACAAGUGACCAGCAUUACUCUACAGAAUCCGCCCCCACCAACACCAGAACACCACACCAUUGUCUUGAGUUGCGUUACCAGUCCCUGUCGACCAGCCGCCAGUGUGCUGUGGUCAGUUGGAGGGGUAAACUUUACAUCAUCCAGUACAUCUUCUGUAUCUCCUGCGUCCCUGUCCUACGUAACAGUGAGUAGACUGACCCUGACACUGACCAGAGCUAUGAACGGACAAUCCGUUGUUUGUUCUGCUUACAACACGGUUGGCAGCAUUAUUUCGGACACACAACAGACUACCUUGGAUGUACAGCAUGGUCCUACCACAUCCGUGUCUCUGUCUACGCCUGGGGAUACCUUCACGGGAAAUGAGGGGGACACGUUACCGGACAUCACCUGUACAGCAGACUGUAGACCUGGCUGUACCUUUGUCUGGACACGACCGGACAACACCAACUUUACUGUCUCACCUGUGUUGUCACUGGGACAACUGGACAGAUCAGAACAAGGGACAUACGUCUGUACUGCUCGAAAUGAUAUCGGGGAGUCAAACAAAACAUACAGUCUCUAUGUACGCUGUAAGUAUUCUCUCUUAAUCAAUUGAGUUUGCUUAAAUAGGAGAAAUAUUAUUUUUAGGAGAAUAUAUUUGUCUGAAUAGCAGGGGGAGGGGGGUUGAUAUAGCCGAGUAAACAGCUGGUCUAAUGCCAACACUAUGGGCUAUUGCUGAUGGUGUUUCUUCAUAUUUUACAAUUUAAUUACUACAUAACACUUCUUCUCUCCUUUCAACCAAAGUAUAAUUUAUUGUAUUUAGUCGACACGCUUUACUAUUUUCAUUAUUAGAUAGAAACAUGUGGUUGUUUAUCUCAGCUUCCUGUGUACCUUGUAGUACACUUUUGACAUCUCUAAAUAAUACUAUUAGGCGCGAAUAGAUAUCACACCUAUUAUUCAACAUUAUAUUCCUUUUUUCUUCUUUUCUUCAUUUUCUCGCAAGAGUUUAUGCUACGUCUGAAUAGUGGCAACAUUCUUAGAGGCCGGAUGGGAUAAAAAUUGCGUUUUGAUAUCAGAAGAAUAUUGUUUUUUUUUAUUUUCAUCCUGCAGUAUCAUUCGGUAAAACAAGGCCAAACGACGCUUGUUUUUUUUCUCAACCAAGAUGUAUUACAUUGCGUCGAAAAGAAUAUCAGCCGGUAUCGUAAUAUAUAUAUAUAUAUAUGAAAUAAAUCUGUUUUAAAUAAUAAAGUGCAAUUGAUUUUAGUAAUAUAUGUUUUUCAUAUAACUUGAUAAACAUAAAACUUCAAUAAUCACAUUUCUAUUGUUUUAUUUCAGAUCAAACUAGAGUUUUCAUAUUCACACUUUAUCUUUGCAGCAUAUUUCUCUCUGAUAUUUUACACAUUUUUAUACACAACACAAUAUAUACACACAUUGGCAUUGUUUUAUUUUGUGUCAUCUCUCCUAAUCGUACAAACAUUGUUUGUCCUUGUCUUUGUGCUUUGUCUUUCAUCGAUUAUCCAGUGUGACGUGACGUUAGUGUAGUGUGUUAUUAUCUUGGUCUUGUGUUAGUGAGCGUGUGGGACGUUGAGAGAAGGCAUAUGGCUAUAUUGGGUGGAGUUCGGUUGGGGCUUGUUUUUUUCUAAGAUUAGGAAGACGAAUCAAUGGAUAGAGAUGACUACCACGUUAAACCAAGCCAUGGCAAUAUCAUGCAUGAGGCCAUACAGCUUCGAGAUUGCAGGGUUUACCAGCACGAAUGAACAGCCAGUCAUUUAGUUACCUUACUGAAGAACAUGCAUGAGGCCCGACUCAUGGAACGAAGAGGAAGGCGUUCCUCCCUAAGACACGGACUAGACGGCCUCACAACCUGUUUCAUAUGAAACACGAUCCACCUAAGUAAAGAUCCGACCAUUAAAUGCGGCUUUGUGGAUUCAUUCUACCUGUGAUGAUGACGAAUUAGAUUAGGAUGGACACAUAUCUCCUUCCAAACCACUGAAGAUUUGUCAACGUCAUUGAUUUCGACAUCUCUGGAAUAAAAAGCUACACAAGAAAUACGACGGAUAAUUUAAAAAAAACAUACAGUUCCAGUCAUUGAGGCAAAAUGUGAAGGUUUUUGACAAAAGACUUUAUAUAUUGAUGAGUACAAUCAUUAAAUGCCACCCAUGUAUACGAUUGAUCCAUUAAGCAUCUACAUUUAUUGAUAUGCCGCCCUUUUUAGAUAUAUUAAUACACAUCAACCAUCUAUAGAAGACACAGAAAAGUUUCAGUGAAUGUCGAUUUCACGUUUCUUAUAUCAAACGACCUCUUUCAAUAGCUAUCUAUAUGGCGUUACAUUUUAUAGAUAAAUUAUACAAAGUAAUAAAGGAACGCGAUGUAAAUAUAUUUAGGCAAGAUGUAAGUGGGUGUUAUUUUAGGAGAUUUGACACCGCCUUCCAAUCCAAAAUUAUCUUAAUGGAGACAUUGAGGCA